This is a messenger RNA of Camellia sinensis, 2276 nucleotides long. RefSeq names its product aberrant root formation protein (gene ALF4). Gene Ontology annotation, cellular component: cytoplasm. NCBI's taxonomy places the organism in Eukaryota, Viridiplantae, Streptophyta, Magnoliopsida, Ericales, Theaceae. The record is from RefSeq and is a predicted model, not a curated record. Gene Ontology annotation, molecular function: ubiquitin-protein transferase inhibitor activity.
AUUUUUAGCCCUUCCUAGGGUAAUAACCCAACAAGCAAAGGAAAUGUAACCCUUUUCUCUUAUCUUUCGAAGUUACUUUAUUUAUUUUUUCUAUCAAACCAAACACAGCACAAUCAUUCCCGCGAAGUCGCUCGAGGCGGUAGCUGAGGCACUAUAUACACACACUGAUCACAGUCACUGUAACGAGGGAGAGAGAAGAAAGUGUUCUUCGGCAUCAGAUCAGUAGCAUAAUCGAAGAAGUCACACCAUGUCAAUGGAGAGCCUCAACGCUCUCAAUCUCUCCGAAGCAAACCUUCCCGAGCUCUCCUCUCUUCAACCCCUCCUCCUCCGCCUUCAACAAGCCCUAAUCUCAUGCUCCACCUCAAUCGAAUGCGGAGAUUUCCGCCAAUCUGAGAAAUCAAUUUCAGAACUCGUCGACUUCCUUAAUUCGGUCACCGAAAAUAACGAUUCUUCAGAGAACGAUGCUUUCCAAGUUCUUAUGGAAAUUCAUAUAUUCAUUACUUCGCCUUCACUGGACCAGGCGGUCAUUGAUGCUCUUUCGUUUGAGUUGCCAAAGGCUGUUGCGAGGUUCGCUUGCGUGUCUCGGAGAUGUUUAGAGAUUGCUGGGAGUGUGAUUGAUUGGUUCAUCGAGACUUGUAGUCCACGUGACAUGCUUUCGAUUCUGUGCGAGGCAUUAGAUUCUCCAAGCGAGAUGUUUAAGGCUCCUGGUUAUUUUGCUCCUCUUCUAAGUGGACUGGCAAAAGUUUUUCUUUCCAUUCAGAGACGCCAAUUUGAGCAAGUAAAAGAAGCAGUUCCUGUUAUCAUCAAUGUUUUGAAGGCCAUGUCUUCAGAGUUGGAUGAAGGAGAUACAGACUAUGAGGAUUUGUUAAACAGAUCAAUUGACGUUGCCAAUUCAAUACAAGCAGUUUGUGUAAAGUUGGAGGGCAAACUAAACAAAAGACUCCGUGCUGUACUUGGUCUGUAUGUCUUACAAAUCAUGGCUUUUGUUUCAAUUGGCAUUGGAGAUAAAAUUUCAAGUUGUCUUAGUUUGAUGCUACAGCUGUCUCGCUUCCUCAGAUUUUGUAAUUUGUCAUAUCUUGGUUUAAUAACAGGCUGUGAUGUUGAUACAGUUACUAGAACUGUGGUUGGAGCGGAUGGAGAUGAUUACAUGCGUUGUUUUUCUCAUGUCAAGCAUGGAGCAUCUCUAUCAGUGAUUUGGGGUUAUAUAUCCAAUGAGGUUGCUCAGGCUGCUGAGGAGGAUCUGGCUGCUGUCAAGGCUGAACUUUCCAGAAAUCAGACUAAAAGGUGGCAAGCACUAGGCAUGUUAAGGAACAUAUUUUCAUGUGGCAAUUUACCAUGGGAAUUGAAGAAGCAGGCCAUCAAUUUCCUUCUUUGCAUUGUUGAUGGAAAUGUCUCCCAUGAAUAUAAUAAUGAACAUGUGGAGUGUUUGAUUUAUAUGCCUAGUCUUCUUGCUACUUUGCAGGCUGUUGAGAUGGUUGUUAUCUAUGCACCAGAUGCAGUGCUAAGGAGGAAUGCUUUUAAUGCAUUGAAAAAGGUUCUUGCAGAUAUUCCAACUUCUCUAAGAUUUGACACUUUAAUGGCUUUGAUUAAAAAUACUGAUUCAUCGUCCAUGAUUGCAAUUCUCAUUGAUUGUGUGAGAAAGGAGAUGCACAUGGAAAAUUGCCAAAGGAUUUCAAUAGGAAAUGAAGUAAUCCAUCCACAGAAUAAUGCAUGCUUCAGUGCAGCAUUUUGGAAUGCUGGUGCCCUUGAAUUAGUUGAGUUGAUUCUGAGGCCACCCAUGGGAGGACCUCCAUCCCUCCCCGAGUAUGGUGAUGCGGUUCUCUCUGCCCUCAACUUGUACAGAUUCAUAUUGAUGAGAGAGUCAACAGGAAAUACCAAUUACACCGGAGUGCUGUCCAAGAAAAACUUACAGAAGGCCUACAAUGAAUGGCUUCUACCUCUCCGAACCCUAGUGACGGGUACUGUGGCAGAAAACAAGAAGGAUUACGACCGACUUGCGAUGGACACUGUAUGUGUCUUAAACCCCAUCGAGUUAGUUCUGUACCAUUGUAUUGAGCUUGUUGAAGAAAAGCUAAAAAAUGCUACCUAGGUUAAUCAUGUUCAGGUUACAAUAUUUGAUAUUUUCAUCAAUGGGGGAAAAAUCCCAUAUAGUUGAUUGUAUGAAUUUACAGUUUGGUUAAUCCAAAUUUCAUUGCAUUUCUAGAGUCUAACGUUAUGUUUGGAUUGAGUGAUUUGGAGAGAAAAGAAAAGAAAUAGAGAGAUAUGUAUUUCUUUUA